This is a messenger RNA of Parnassius apollo (apollo), 462 nucleotides long. Lineage: Eukaryota; Metazoa; Arthropoda; Insecta; Lepidoptera; Papilionidae. The record is from the annotation of a GenBank genome assembly.
AUGGCCACCACUGCAAGUGCAUACUUGACGCCGGUGAACACAGUCGACAGAAAGAAUUUAAUAGUUUUGAUAAGAAAUAACAUUUUAGAUGAUUCCGUCGAGAUUGUAUCGGAUACGGACUUGAUGGACACAGAUUCUCCGAUUCGAAAGUCCAAAAGCCUUCAGCCAGUCUCCAAGAAAUUAUUCCACUCCCCAAUGUCGGACUACAGUCCAGAACAGAGUACGACAUCCCGGGACGAAGUAGACAAAAAGAGCGUGGAAGGCAAACAUUUAAACAGAACAAAAAGGGCGUGGAAAAGGAAACAAGUGCUAAUCCCGGACUCGAGUGAAAAAAUCAAAAGGGCGUAUGUGAAAGAGUGCGAUAGUGACGGCUAUAGCCCCGAACCAUGUGGCGGAAUGAGAAGACGAGUGUUGAUAAGUUUAUUUCAUAGUAAGGAAUAUUCAAUGGAUUAUGGAGACUAA